Branchiostoma belcheri (Belcher's lancelet) is the source of this 1687-nucleotide messenger RNA. RefSeq lists its product as uncharacterized. The record is from RefSeq and is a predicted model, not a curated record. The transcript has 17 exons. Bases 21 to 1682 code for a protein of 553 amino acids. Lineage: Eukaryota; Metazoa; Chordata; Leptocardii; Amphioxiformes; Branchiostomatidae. Gene Ontology annotation, molecular function: oxidoreductase activity.
GGCGUAACUUGAGCUUAAAGAUGCCUGAUCUGAGGGAGAAAGUUGCCAUAAUCACAGGUGCUAGUUCUGGCAUCGGAAAGGGGACAGCUGUGGAAUUUGCUCAGCUGGGAGCGCACCUGGCUCUGACUGGGAGAAACCAGGAAAACCUGCAGGCCACAGCAAAGGCCUGUGUGGAGGCAGGGACUCCAGAAGACAAGAUCCUGCUUGUAACAGGAGACAUCUGUGAUGAACAAGUGCAGAAAAACCUGGUGGAACAAACUGUCCAGAAGUUUGGCAGGAUAGAUGUGCUGGUUAACAGUGCUGGCGUUAUCUUAAAGGGCACCAUCGAGACCACAGACAUGUCAGGGUAUGACAGGAUGAUGGACAUUAAUGCUCGAUGUGUGGUGGCCCUGACUCAGCUCUGUGUGCCACAUCUCACAAAAACUAAAGGUGCCAUUGUGAAUGUGUCCAGUGUGACGGGCAUGCGAGCGUUCCCAGGAGUUCUUGCGUAUUGCAUGAGCAAAGCUGCCGUCGACCAGUUCACAAGAUGUGUUGCACUCGAACUCGCUUCCAAGCAAAUCAGGGUCAACUCUGUGAACCCUGGUGUUAUUGUGACGGCGCUACACAAACGUGGAGGCAUGAAUGAAGAGGAGUAUAACAAGUUUCUGGAACAUUCCAAGUCGACCCACGCCCUUGGGAGACCUGGAGAAGUUUCAGAAGUUGCGAAGACCAUCGCCUUCCUGGCCUCGUCGGACGCGUCCUUCAUAACCGGCGCCCAGGUCCCCGUGGACGGCGGGAGGCACGCCAUGUGUCCUCGCAUAAAACGUUUUGGUGGCUUCAGAGAAAUCAGUAAAUUUGGUACAUUUUACGACUUAAACAUUAUAUUUAUCCUAGUGACUCCAGUGUAUGUCACUGGAUACUUUGAGUUGAUAGCGAUGAUAGAUCUUUGUGCUACUGCAGGUGCCAGUUCUGGUAUCGGGAAGGGGACAGCUGUGGAAUUUGCUCAGCUGAAAGCGCACCUGGCUCUGACUGGGAGAAACCAGGAAAACCUGCAGGCCACAGCAAAGGCCUGUGUGGAGGCAGGGACUCCAGAAGACAAGAUCCUGCUUGUAACAGGAAACAUCCGCGAUGAAGAACUGAAGAAAAACUUGGUGAAUCAAACUGCACAGAAGUUUGGCAGAAUCGAUGUACUGGUAAACAAUGCCGGUACCGCAAGCUAUGGUACGUUGAUGAAAACAAACAUGGCGGAGUAUGACAGAACGAUGGACGUCAACGUUCGCAGCGUGGUCAGACUGACUCAGUUGUGUGUUCCACAUCUUAUAAAAACUAAAGGUGCCAUUGUAAAUGUUUCCAGUCUUAACGGAAUGCGAGCGUUUCCAGGAUUACUUUCUUACAACAUGAGUAAGGCAGCAUUGGACCACUUUACAAGAUGCGUUGCUCUUGAACUGGCGUCGAAACAAAUCAGGGUCAACUCUGUCAAUGCCGGCGUGAUCCCGACAGAGAUAUUCAAACGUGCAGGAAUGGGCGAAGAGAAAUAUGCCAAGUUUCUGGAACAUUCUAAGACUACGCAUCCCUUGGGAAGGGUGGGAGAAGUGUCCGAAGUUGCGAAGACCAUCGCCUUCCUGGCCUCUUCGGACGCGUCCUUCAUAACCGGCGCCCAGGUCCCCGUGGACGGCGGCAAACACGCCGUGUGCCCACCUUAACUAUG